AUGUCGCAACGAUCGUCCUCUGCGUUUGACAAUGAUCAGUCAGAAACCUCCUCUUCUCAACAAUCUGGGGGCGGCUCUCGAUUUUUAUCGCAAACCCAAAACCCCUCCCAAACCCUAGAAGAUGCUUUUUCUCGUCUUUCUGUUUCUGCGUCUCCCUUCAACUACCCACAUUCUGAUUUCAUCAUGGAUAGUCUUUAUGACAACAAUGACCCCUCAAAGAUUCCCCCUUGUAACGGUUGGGGUGGUGGGGUUUCCACUUCUCAGAGUUUCAAUAUUUGGCACCCCACAUUCACUACCAACAAUUAUUCUUAUAAUGGUGAUGGGAUUCUGCAUUCUAAACCAUUGAUGAGACCAAGAGAAAACCCAACAUUCGGUGGAGUUUAUCCUGCUGUAUCAUAUUCCAAUGGGAUGAUGCCACAGAAGACCCCUGGGGCUGGUUUCUUGAAUGGUUUUUUCGGUCGUAAUAAUAUUCCGGGGUUUAGAAUUGAUGAAAGGCGUUUCCAAUGGUUCAAUAAUUUUCGAGGGUGUGUUCUGAUGUUGGCUACGGAUCAACAUAUGUGUAGGACAUUGCAAGAGAUUAUGAGAACAUUGACUAAAGAAGAGUUUGACAUUAUCUUCUUGGAGCUGAUUAAUCACGUGACUGAUUUGAUGAUUGAUCCCUUUGGGAAUUAUGUUGUUCAGAGGAUGGUGGAAAUUUGUAGUGAAGAGCAGCUGACUCAGAUCGUUUUAAGAGUGACUCAGUGUAAUUUUCAAUUGGUCAGAAUUUGCCUUAGUCCCCAUGGGGCUGUUGAGAAAUUACUGGAGCAUGUUAACUCCCAGGAGCAACGACAUCGUAUUAUAGCAGCUCUUAGUCCAGGUGCUGCUAUAUUGGCAAAGGAUGUGAGUGGUCAUAGGGUGAUUCUGCAUUGUCUAAAACAAUUCUCUACAGAAGACAAUGAGAAUCUUCUGAAUGUGGUGGCAAACAAGUGCUUUGAGAUUGCAACAGAUAAGACAGGGUGUUGUGUGCUGCAGCCAUGCAUUAACCAUGCUCAAGGAGAAAUAAAAAGGAGGCUGAUAGGUGCUGUCAUGUUCAACUAUGUUGUGCAGCAUUUAUUGUCUCUGGGAAUACCAGGAGUUGCAGACUCUCUAUGGAGACAGCUUGAAGGAAGAUUUUUCUAUCUUGCCUGCAACAAAUACGGGAGUAAUGUAGUGGAGAAGUUCUUUCAAGACUCGGGUGAACCGCAUUCAAUAUGCAUUACUUUGGAGUUGCUCCACAAUCCAAAUGUUGCAAUGCUUCUUGUGGAUCCAUAUGGGAAUUAUGUCAUCAAAUCAGCACUGUCGACAUCUAUGGUCAGCGAACUCAAACAAUUGGAAUUUUUAGGACUUGCUACUGAAAAUCAUUCAGAUUGGACUACAGUGUGA
This is a messenger RNA of Sphenostylis stenocarpa, 1401 nucleotides long. NCBI's taxonomy places the organism in Eukaryota, Viridiplantae, Streptophyta, Magnoliopsida, Fabales, Fabaceae. The record is from the annotation of a GenBank genome assembly.